AUGGACCACGCCCUUUUAAUCCUUUUCUCGCGCUUCCAGCCUCGCGGAAGCAACAACGCCAACAGCGAGAACAACAACGCCAACAGCGAGAACAGCAGCACCAACAGCGAAAGCAGCAACGGCACUGCCACUACUGCUACUACCAGCACCACAACAGACAACAGCAUGACCAGGCCACCACCUAUCUACAUCUCCGGGCUAUUCUACCCCAACGACGCCUACGCAUUCUACGAUAACCUCAGCACCGAGACCCUCCCGAAAUACAGCAGAGAGGGCGAGGACCUCGAGAUGGCCGUGCUCCCAACAUACAAACAAGCUACCAAAGGCUUUUCCCGAAACAAGCUUGGGAAACUACGCCGCCACUGUCGAAAGGAGCGCGUCCUUGCUCUCUUCGUGGUUUUCAUGUGUCUCAUCCUUGCUGCUGCGAUUUGGGCUACUACGAAGAAAGAAUGA
Messenger RNA from Aspergillus calidoustus, 453 nucleotides. Lineage: Eukaryota; Fungi; Ascomycota; Eurotiomycetes; Eurotiales; Aspergillaceae. The record is from the annotation of a GenBank genome assembly.